Octopus bimaculoides (California two-spot octopus) is the source of this 654-nucleotide messenger RNA. RefSeq lists its product as uncharacterized. Gene Ontology annotation, biological process: DNA integration. Gene Ontology annotation, molecular function: nucleic acid binding. The record is from RefSeq and is a predicted model, not a curated record. Lineage: Eukaryota; Metazoa; Mollusca; Cephalopoda; Octopoda; Octopodidae.
AUGGAAACAGUCGCCAGAGCACUCAUUUCUGGGGGGAUAUCUUGCUUCAGAGCACCCUCAAGAAUUACUACUGAUCAUGGACGCCAAUUUGAAGCUUGUCUGUUCCAUGAGCUUUCAAGACUGCUCAGAGUUCAGCAUAUCCAUACCACAAGUCACCAUCCUGCUGUGAAUGGUAUGGUGGAACAAUUCCACCAUCAGCUCAAAGCUGCUAUUUGCACGGCUCCUGACCCUCAUCGUUGGUUCAAGUUUCUCCUCAUUGUUCUGCUGGGAUGCCACUCAGCAGUCAAGGAGGAUUUAGGCUACUUCUCCACUGAGCUCCUGUAUGGCACCACCUUAGCACUUCCUGGACAAAUGUUGGCGCCAGUCGACUUACCGAAUGCGGACCCCACAUCUUAUGUCAUGCAACUCGGGUCAUUCUUCGCUGACCUGCCACCAAUGCUUCCUCGUGACCAUUCUAUUUCUUCUACAGUACCUCCAGAUAUUUCUACUUGGCCUCACAUGUUUGUAAGAAAUGAUGCCAUCAAGAGACCACUCACACCUCCCUACACUGGACUCUAUCGCAUUAUUAGAAGCACACCGAAACUGUUCACUGUGGACAUUCACGGGAAAAAAAGAGACUGUUCCUAUCGACAGAGUAAAAAAUGCUUUUUCUGA